Messenger RNA from Pygoscelis adeliae (Adelie penguin), 5512 nucleotides. It is a transcript of the gene AMOTL1, whose product is annotated as angiomotin like 1. Lineage: Eukaryota; Metazoa; Chordata; Aves; Sphenisciformes; Spheniscidae. The record is from RefSeq and is a predicted model, not a curated record. Gene Ontology annotation, cellular component: bicellular tight junction; plasma membrane; cytoplasmic vesicle. Gene Ontology annotation, biological process: establishment of cell polarity involved in ameboidal cell migration; angiogenesis; hippo signaling.
UCUGUUUGUUACAAGCCUACCAGCCCAGUCCAGGUACUGGAAGACACUGGCUUUCUUUACCAGGAUCACCAGUUAUUUGCUGGCAGGCAUGAAGUUUCUCCGCUAGCAGCUGAAGCAAUCAGUGCCAAAGAAAAAGCUGCCGAGGAGGCCCUCUGCACCCCGCGCCCACCCAGCUUCCGCCGGGUCCCAGAGGCAGAGAUGCGAGGGGCGGAGGAGGUGGCAGCCGGCACCGUCCUGCAGCGCCUGAUCCAGGAGCGGCUGAGGUAUGGCAACCCCAGCGAGAACAUGAACCUGCUGGCCAUACAGCACCAGGCGACGGGCAGCGCCGGCCCCUCCAACAGCACUGCCAGCACUCUCUCUUCCGCAGAAAACCUCACGCCCGAAGAGCCGCCAAUGGUCCAGCCGUCGGGGCGGCAGGAACCGCAGGGGCAGGAGCACCAGGGGGACAGUGCUGCGAUGGAGAAGCAGCCCCGAGCCCCGCAGCCCCCACAUGGCACCGAGGAGCUCCCCACCUACGAGGAGGCCAAGGCGCAGUCUCAGUUUUUCCGAGGCCAGCCGCCAGCCACUGCCGCCGCGCCGGGUUUUUAUGGUGCAUCCGGCCAGAAGUCCAGGACAGAGGGGAGGCCGACGGUGAACCGGGCCAACAGCGGGCAGGCGCAUAAGGAUGAGGCGCUGAAGGAGCUGAAGCAGGGUCACGUCCGCUCGCUGAGCGAGAGGAUCAUGCAGCUCUCGCUGGAGAGGAACGGGGCCAAGCAGCAUCCCCCGGCCCCGGGGGGCGGGAAGGGCUUCAAGGCGGCCCCACCGCCCGGCAAGGCCACGGACCCGCGGGGCCCACCGCCUGAGUACCCCUACAAAGGCAAGGCAGUGGCCCCUGUCAGCAAGGCGCAGGAGCACGGGCUCUUCUACGGCGAGCAGCCAGCGCAGGAUGUCCUCAAGGCCUCCUACACCGCCCCCCAGCCCGCCCGGGCAGAGGUGGCCCUCGUCCGCUACCAGCCGCCCCCAGAGUACGGGGUCAGCAGCCGACAAUGCCAGCCUUGCCAUCUGGAGCGGGCGCAGCAGAUGGUGGAGAUGCUCUCUGAGGAGAACCACGUGCUGCGGCAGGAGCUGGAGGGGUACUACGAGAAGGCGGACAAGCUGCAGAAGUUUGAAAUAGAGAUUCAAAGGAUUUCAGAAGCUUAUGAGGGCUUGGUCAAGACCACCACUAAGAGGGAGUCUCUGGACAAAGCGAUGAGAAACAAACUCGAAGGAGAAAUUAGGAGACUUCAUGACUUCAACAGGGAUCUCCGUGAACGACUGGAGACAGCCAAUAGGCAGCUAGCCAGCAGAGACUUUGAUGGGCAUGAGGACAAGUCAACAGAGGGCCUUUAUGUCACUCAGAACAAAGAGCACUUGAAGGAGAAGGAGAAGUUGGAGAUGGAGCUGGCAGCUGUGCGCUCUGCCAACGAGGACCAGCGGAGGCACAUCGAAAUCCUCGACCAGGCCCUAAACAACGCGCAAGCCAAGGUCAUCAAACUGGAAGAGGAGCUGCGCAGGAAGCAGGCCUACGUGGAGAAGGUGGAGAAGCUGCAGCAGGCACUGACGCAGCUGCAGGCAGCCUGUGAGAAGAGGGAGCAGAUGGAGCGGCGGCUGCGCACACGCCUGGAGCGGGAGCUGGACUCACUGCGGAUGCAGCAGAGGCAGGGCAGCUACCAGGCGAGCAGCCUCCCGGAGCACAAUGCCCCAGCCCUGAUGGAGCUAGUGCGGGAGAAGGAGGAAAGGAUCCUGGCCCUGGAAGCCGACAUGACCAAGUGGGAGCAGAAGUACCUGGAGGAGAGUACGAUCAGGCACUUUGCCAUGAAUGCCGCAGCCACAGCUGCAACGGAGAGGGACGCCUCGGCCCCAAGCCACUCGCGCAACGGCAGCUACGGCGAGAGCGUGCUGGGGGGGCGGGGCUGGCCGGGGGGGGGGGAGCGCAACCGGCGCUGCCAGGACAUGGAGUACACAAUAAAGAAUCUCCAUGCAAAAAUAAUUGAGAAGGAUGCCAUGAUCAAGGUCCUUCAGCAACGGUCACGGAAGGACCCCGGGAAAGCCGACAGCACCAGCCUGCGACCAGCUCGGUCCGUCCCCUCCAUUGCUGCUGCUACGGGCGUGCAUUCACGCCAGACCUCGCUCACCAGCAACCAGAUAGCUGAGGAGAAGAAGGAAGAGAAGAUCUGGAAGGGAAGCAUAGGGCUGCUCUUGGGGAAGGAGCACCACGACCACCCGUCGGGCCCCUCGCUGCCUCCUCCGCUGCCCUCCUUGUCCUGUGUGCCUGUCCCAGCACCGGCGGCCUCCCACACGAAGACAGGCAGCAAAGACAGCAGCACUCAGACGGACAAGAGCGCCGAGCUCUUCUGGCCCGCCACCGCCUCCUUCCCCGGCCGUGGACGGCUGGGUACCACCCCGUCGCACAGCCCGGCCUCACGGCCCCCGGGGACACGAGUGGCCAGUGAGAAACUGGAGAACUCAAGCCAUGGGAAGCUGCCCGACAGCAAAGGCAGAGUGAGCAGCUUGCUCCACAAGCCUGAGUUUCCAGAUACAGACAUGAUGGAAGUCCUCAUCUGAGCAGAGGACGGCAUCUCUGGGGUUUUGUGUGCGUACAGCCAGGUCCAAGAUGGUCCUCGGUCUGCCAACCUUAAAAACUAACCCUGAGAGUUUGAAGAAAGAUAGAGAAAGUUUGUGCCCGAAAUGAAGCUUGAGUUGAUAAGUUGACUUUGGACCAGGCGAGAAGUCAAGAGCGCUGAAGAGGAGCGAUGAAAUGAACAUCUGGGAUUUUCUGAGCAGAAAGGGGCGUUGAAAACGGAAUGUGGCGUGAGAAGGGGAUCAUUGAGGGAAAAGGAGACUGCAUUUUCUGGUGUAAAGAGAAGGUAGUGAAGUUACAGACUGGGUGCAAACUGCCGCUCUGUUUUCCUGCCUCUCUGCAGCCGGGACAGGGAAAGAAAUCCCGGCUCUUUUGAGGCCAGAGGGAGUUUCUCAAUAACCCAGGAGAAAUUUGCAUCUUUCUCAGUAUCAAUUCAUUUCUCAAAAGUAUUCACUGCUUAAUUUCAGUGAAUAAUUGGUCCAUAGAUGUACACAGCGGGUUCUUCUAAGUAUUUGUUUGAAGUGGUGUGGUGUGGUUUUCCUGGGCAGGCAGGUCAGGUGUCUCUUUCCUAGCUGGACAAGUGUUGCUCUUGGAGCUGGAUUUACAGUGCAAAUAUUCAUGUCUUGCAACCUCAGAGCUUGCUGAGACUUCUUUUUUUGGUAGGAGCAGUUGUUGACUGGAAUUCCCAUGGAGGAUGAAAGUAGAGGAGGGGAGGAGGACCCUGCUGAAGCAAUUCCUUUUGUAAGGAUGGGAAGGUUUCAGGAGGGAAAGUUGGGGGAGGAUCCUGGCAGCUUCCCGAAGGGCUGUGCAGUGCAGAAGCUCAUUCAGAGGGGGGUUGUGUGGGUGCAUUUCCACUGGAGUUAAUCUGGGCUUGCAUGUGAGAUCAGAAGAUGCCUCUAACUGUGCAGUGGUUCAUAGUAGUGGAAGAAUCAGUGUGUUUGUGGUAAGAACAGGAUUUUUCCUUAUUUUCAGUGCCUACAGCCAAAUCCUACCUUCCUUGAGCAUACAAACCUGCUGUUCAAGCUGACAUGGGACUGGGGAUUAAGGGAUGUAGGAUCAGGCCAGGAAGGGUUUAACUGCAAAGCAAAGCAUGAGCAUCAUCUGUUUCCUGUGCUGAGGUGCAGUUUCUUUUCACCUUGUUUUAACCGGGGUGGAACAAUUCUCAUUUUCAGCUUAGUCCCUGAUUUCUGUAAGAGGUGGCAACUGUCUUUGUAAGACAGCCAACUCACCAGCAGCAUUAAUCAUGGCAUACCAUUUGCUUCAUGCAUUGCACAUGCUGAUAGGGAAAUUUUCCUCUUGGAGGUAUUUUUGUGUUGGCUUUGCGGUUCCUGAACCUUGUGGUGCACCGUAAUGACAUUAGGAAGAACUUGGCUUUGGGAAAAUGGGUGAUGGGAUUUUAUGUGAAACUGCCUAGAGUGGAAAAUUGAUGGGUGCUGGAAGUAAUCGUGUGCUCAGGGCUGGCUCAAGGUCACCCCUUCCUGUAGGUAUCGGAUCAGAGCCCUUGAUUGUGAAAACACCAGGCACUUUAAACUCUGCUUUCACUGAAAACUGAAGUCCUUGCAACCUCAACGCCUGCAGGGGCCAGAGCCCUGCGCUCAAUACUGCCUGGCUGAUACCUUUUUUUAAAAAACAAAAUGGCUAUGUUAAAUCUAUGCACUUAUUUUUGCGUGUACAUAGAAUUAGACAUUCGUCAGUGUCGCCCUCUUUCUGAUUUUUGCACUUCUUAAACCAAGUAGCGGUAGGUAGGUUGUGCGGGCAAGCGAACUGUGUGUUUUGAGUAUUAGCAGCUUUGCAUUGUGAAACCAAAUGUGUAAAACCCUUGGAAGAUGUUACGCAGCUUAAUAUAUGCCUUGUAAAAUAAUUUUAUUUUUUUCUCUAAAGUUAAUUUAAAGGUUGUAAGUGUUUGCAUAAAAGCUGGGCCUGCGCGUGGCAGCAGCGCUGACCCACCUCCGUAGCCCUUCCUCGAGUGUCUGUGGUUGGAGCGGGGCAGGAGGAAGACAAAGCAAGGGAAUACAAGUAAAAUGGUGGUGAAUAUUUCAUUUCAUCAUUUUUCUCCAAGAAAUAAGGAUACCCAGGUGCUUGGAAGUCCCUAAGCAUUUUAUUACCAGCUGUACCAUUUCUUCUGAUGAAACUAUUUAAUAAUUUGUGUACAGGCAGACAGCUAGGUGUCCAGCAGAAACAGUGUUGGAUCAGCACGUGUGAUGUGGCUUUCGGUUAUGUUUGGUAAUGGUGUAGCUCAGCUUCUCCAAGUCAGCUAGAGUACAGCACUCCCCCUCCUCCUCCUCCUCGUGGAGACCACAGUCCCUCCAGUUUCUGGUAUGUGGGAGGUGUGUUUACAACCGAUGCUGCACCAGAUUCAUGGUCACAUAUAGGAAACCAUUUGUUAGAGACUAUGGUGUAGGCAACUCUCGUUUGCUUUUGGAGUCCCAGCUCAAAUAAACUCAAAGGUUCAUUCUCCUCAAUUAUGUUGAACUCAAGAGAUGUUAGUUUUCCUGGAGGGAAGGUCUGGAGGACCAGCGGGCCUCCCCCCAGCCCAAGCACUAGCAGGACUUGCGUGGAGUGCUACUGCCAUAAAUCAGUCCCUCAGUGGUGCAACUCCAUUUGUGCUGGUUUUCCCAGCUCUUUGAACUGUUUUGUGUUUUGGGAAACUGUGCUGUAGCCGUUCCAGGUGACGUUGGUAACUAGUUGUAAAAUACUGUCAUUUUUUAUUGUCAUUGGUUGUAUAGAGAAGUUGGUGUACAGUGUUGUACAGCUGGAGGGUUAUUUGUACAUAGGGGGAAAAUGAAGAACGUUAUGUGUCACCCACAGCAAAUAUUGAUAUUGUUGGUCAGCCAAAGAUUUCUUAUUCUUUGCUGUUUAAACUUGUGCCUUAAUAUUGUAUAUAAUAAAUGUAUAAACAUGUUUCUUUUCUCA